Triplophysa rosa is the source of this 3127-nucleotide messenger RNA. Its product is annotated as galaxin. NCBI's taxonomy places the organism in Eukaryota, Metazoa, Chordata, Actinopteri, Cypriniformes, Nemacheilidae. Bases 650 to 1393 code for a protein of 247 amino acids. The transcript is spliced from 10 exons. The record is from RefSeq and is a predicted model, not a curated record.
AAGAUCUGCAAAGCUCCGCUUCUGUAGAGAUUUGGUUAAGAAGACACCGUGCUUUAAUCAAGCCCCCAUCCUCUUAAGUCCGGCCCUGUAUACAGUGUAUUCAGAGCUCCGUGGAUGCCGCUUCUGUCUUCCCGGGAACGGGACGAGACACAAGCGGCAGAAGCCCUCGGGACAGCGGGAAAACGUUUUGGUGAUCUUGUGUGUGUUUGCUGCAUCCUCUGCACAAGACUUUUGUUAUCCUGGCAAGGAGAGCUGCAGCAGUACAGAUCACAAUGGAGAAAAUCCCGUAGAAUACGACGCGUAUCUGCACACUUGUGGAAACAUCACAUAUAACACCUCCGAAGGUUUAUGCUGCAAUGGUAAGCUAAUUUGUGGAUUGAGCAAACUGGUUGCUGACUGCUGUGAAUCCAACGCCUUCAAUCCUUUAAAUGAGAUAUGCUGUAAUGGUAGUAUUCUCAUUCUAACCCAUUUCAGUGAGAGGUGCUGUGGCUCAGCGACAUACUUGGAGAAAACGCAUGUGUGUUGUGGUAAUAAAGCAGUUAUCAGAAACAGUAGUGAAUCCCGCUGUAAUGGAAGUGUUCCACCAGAGAGUAACAGUCAUAGUGCUGGCAAAAUUCUGAAGUGUGGAUCACGCCUCUACGACCCUUUAAUGCAAAUGUGUUGCUCAGGCCACAUAUAUAUGUUAUCAGCACGGCACAAGUGCUGUGGUGCAAAAGCCUACGACAUUUCUGAGAAGGUGCUGUGCUGUAAUGGGAUCCUUUAUGACAAUUUACCUGAAAACUCACAGUGUGUGGGAGGUUUUAUAUAUAUGGAAAACCAGACCAUCAUGACUUGUGGCUCAAAUGUGUCCAACAUAUCCAACGUUGGUAGGAAAGCCGAGUGCUGUGGAAAGCUCCCCGUGGGGAAGGAUCAAACUUGCUGUUCAUCCUCAAGUCAUGCCAUGCGUUAUGAAAAUAAAACAGAUCACCAUUGCUGUGGGCAUCAGUAUUACAACAAGUCCCUAUGGGGCUGCUGCGCUGGAGAUCUAACACCAACACCAAAGAAAGGCUCCCCUGCAGAGUACACACUUAAGCCGCUAACCGACCUGAUCCCCAUCAUGUGCAAUAAAACAGUGGUCUUUGGAAAGGUGGAAAGUGUCGCGCUUCAAAAUCUUGUCAAUCGUACCAUCUGGCUUAGAGUUGUGAGGGAGGUCAGUCUGCAUCACUGUAAAUCUUUGCAUCUGGUGUCACUGGAUCACUGCAGCUCUCCCGUCCUAGAGAUUGGCAAAACCUACCUCUGGGAGACAAACGGCAAUGGGUUUAAGCCUCUCUCUCUUCCUAUUGGUCAAGCCUCUGACAUUCACAUGUUUUUUACUUUAUGUAACAAGGUCAAUGAAACAAUUUGUGAUGUCUAGCAAAUUCAUGCUGUAUAUAGCAUUAUGUCUUACAGCAUAGUAUAUUAUAUUUAGUUCAGAUGACCUACUACAUACAGUAAUGUUUAUUUUAUCCCAUAAAAUGGAUUGAUCUCAUUUGGACUGACUGAAUUAAACCAUAUUUUUCCUUUAGAAAUGUUUAAGUCUAAGUUUAAGCUACUUUUAAAAUGUGAACACGUGCGAAAGGCAAAUCUGAGAGAAAAUUCAGGGGAUAAAAUAAAUAUUGCUCAGAGCUUGCUCUCUAUGAUAUUUGAGUUCUCAGUUAUGUUUCAUUUAAACACUUAAACGUUGUCGUGUGUGUUUCUCCUAAAAUUGCUUGGGACAAACAACUGUUGACAUAGAGUAUAUUAAGAAUAUGAAAUCACAAACUUAGAUUGCACAGCUAAUAUAAUGUGGUGUUGUAUACAUUUGAUUUAUUUUGUAUUUGUUUGAAUGUAUAUUGAAAUCUUCGAUAUCAAAAGAUAUGCAAGAUUUACACACUUAAGUGUCUUGGCAAAUUUGCACUCCUAAAAAUAAAGGUGUUACAUAAUGCCAUAGAACUCUUUUUGGCACAAUGGUUCCAAAAACAACAAAAGGUACUUGCUAAAGUGUUAGAGGGUUCUUAAGACCAUGAAAAGGUAUGAAACAAACUCUUUUAAGAACCUUGUCCUAAAUGGUUUAUUUGAGAACCAAAAAUGGAACUUCUAUGGCAUUGCUUUGAAUAACCUUUUGUUGUGCCUUUAUUUUUAAGAGUGUGGCCACGAUUUCUAUUGCACUGUUGAGAUCUCUUCUAAAACUCUAGUCGGAGUCUCCCACAUAUACACACUUAAAAAUAAAGGUUCUUAAGAGGUUUGUGUCGGGCUGUUGUUCGAAAAACAACAUUUAUCAUUCAUAAUCUGUUUUUGUUUUGUUGCACUAAAAGCUAUUUGAAACAAAAAAUAAUGUGAAAGAAUCCACAGACUUUGAGAAGGUUCUGUGGCACUUCUAAUGUGGCAUUACUGAAUAGAACCUUUUUGGCACCUUUAUUUUCACGAGUGCAAGGCACAGGAAGUUUUUUUUUAUUUAAAUCUCAUUGCUGUCUAGGGUAACAGCUGAGAUAUUAAAGAUACGUCACUUUUGAUUUUUCUUUCAGGUAGAUUCAGCUAUUUUUAUCCAGUUCUAGAAUAUGUUUUUAAAUUUAAUGUAACUGUGCUGUAUCAUUUUGUAUAUUGCAAAAUGUACUGCAUGACGUAACAAGAAUUAUCAUCAUGUACUGUAAUAUGAUAUUUUAUCAGUCUCAGGUCCAGUUUACUGUCCUUGUUCAGAUUUAGAAUGGUUUCAUAACCCUUUAUAUUUUAAAAUUCAAAGGUGCUUUCAACAUCAUGUGAUCAUUUUGAGUAAAUCUUUGUGUUAAAUUUGCUUUAUCACAGGCCAUAUAAAGCUAAUUUAAUUAUGCAUCCACAGUAUUUAAACAAUAAGCUUUUUGCAUUUUUUCAUUCAAGAAAUUGACUAAUUUUUGCCAAACAUAUAUUAUCUAUGCCCUUGUUCUACCUAUAUACUCUUUUAAAGAUAAGCUUAUCACACAAUUGCAAUAUUACGUGUGUGACCACAAAUGCUUUAUACCACUUGUACCUGUAUAAGAUUUUAGACAUGGAAUUAUGCAAAAGCAUGUUGCCUUGGACAUGGCAAAUUUUUUGCCAUUUAUUGUAUUGCAUAUCAUAUCAUAUUUGUUCUUAAAUAAAAUGUUUGUGUGUUGAA